Messenger RNA from Monopterus albus (swamp eel), 1060 nucleotides. RefSeq names its product lysophospholipid acyltransferase 1-like. Gene Ontology annotation, molecular function: acyltransferase activity. Gene Ontology annotation, biological process: lipid modification. Lineage: Eukaryota; Metazoa; Chordata; Actinopteri; Synbranchiformes; Synbranchidae. The transcript has 4 exons. Gene Ontology annotation, cellular component: membrane. The record is from RefSeq and is a predicted model, not a curated record. The coding region runs from base 287 to 700 and encodes 137 amino acids.
CAAAUGGGUUUGAUCCCGGCGCUGCACUUAUUAAGUCGUUGCCCGCCAAUAAAAUCUACAGAAGAAGAAAAAGUCAGACUUAACAUAUAGUGAAGCGCAUGAAGAGGAGGAGGGAAAGAAGGGAGUGUUAUGUUUGGUGUAUCACAUCAAACUGUGGGCUGGUUUGACUUGUCACCGGUCCUGUCGGGCAAACGGUAUAUUUCGGUCACUAGUUACAAAACAAGGAUAAAGACCGACAACAGCCGGAAACACCGAGGCGUCACGACACAACAAGUAGUUAUGCAGGAUGGUCGAAUUAACGGACACUGCUUUUAAAACCACUGGAUCAAAGUGGCUGCUGCCUGUCAGCCAAUACGUUAACUUACCUCUUGAGCAGGUGAAUUUUUUGGCAUGCCAAGGGUUUGCCCUAGCUGCUGCCUUCUGGUUUCGUCUCUACCUCGGUCCCAGCCAUGCCAAUCCCCUGGUCAGGCAUGCUGUGGCCACACUCCUUGGCAUUGCCUUUCUCAUGUUCUGCUUCGGAUGGUACUCUGCUCACAUCCUGACAGUAGUGGCUGCAAACUACUUGAUCAUGAUCAAAGCUGACAUCAACCAUGUACACAGGUAUUCCAUGGUGAUAGCUAUGGGCUAUCUGACAGCGUGCCAAGUGAGUCGAGUCUUCAUCUUUAACUAUGGAAUACUGUCCACUGACUUCUCUGGGUAAGGAAAGACUUGAUCACGAUUGCCUCAUCUCUUUUGUUACUCAUGUCAGUUCUAGAGCAGUUUUUAUGUUAUCAGUUAACAUUUCCAAGCUGUGUGAUGCCUGCUUACACAGGGCCUUGUGUAAAUACAACAGCACUGAUUAAAAAGCAGCAGUGUGGAUUGUCCAGCCCAGGUAGAGUGAAGGCACUGGCUGCCUCCUGGCAACUGUAAUUUGGUUGUUAGAAGCAAGACUGCAUUUAAAUAAGCAGGAAGUUUACUUUUUUGUCUGUUUGCCUUUAUUUGGAGGGUUUCUCUUCAUUACAACAUUACACAUCCUCCUCCUGACUACUACAAGGAUUAUAAAGAACUGUUCAAACUAGGU